UUUUGGCUCCUACAGGAGCCUCUGACCGCAUCGGGAGGGGGCCCCUUUGGCCUGUCGCGCGUUUGCGAGGGUAAAGAACCUCUACUUCAACAUUGGUAGUGGAACUUCAGUGAAGCUGGUUCGAUCCACGCGUCUACAGACUGCUGCGCCUGGAAAUCAGGACAGCAAGCCCACAGCGGUGCUGUGCGCAGCGUCGGUGAUUUAGGCCCUUGCGCGUCGGUGACGCGGCUGCGCCUGGAAGUCAGGGCAGCAGACAUACGGCGGUGCCGUGCAGAAGCGUCGGUGACGCUUCACAGUGCGGAGCGCCAGUGCGCGGUUAACCUGCGUGGCACCGAUCUGUAUAGCCUCGAUCUCUAGUCUGUACGCAGGUACGGAGUUCCCCGCGGAACGUGACAUUCACGCCUGGGUGAAAGUAGCCAGGGCGAUGGCGCGGCGCGCCGAGGAACGGAGUUCCCGCGACGUCGCCGUCCAGCACGAUGGGGAUGCAGAACAGGCACAUGAUGAUGAAGACGCAUGCGCGAAGUCCUCGUCUCAACGGCGGGCAAGGGAAAGGCUGGCCCCGAAAGUGCACGCCCAAUUGGCGGCUGGCGGCCCCGGUCGCGCGAGCAAUAGCUUCGCGAAUCCAUGUGAGCAGCUGGUGACUUGGUCGUGCGAGCAGAAGCCUCGCGAAUCCAUCCAUGCGUUUCACAGCACUUGUAUGUUUGUGCACAGAGAUCUGGGCGUGGGCGGGCGGGGUUCGAGGCAGAGAAAAGGCGAGAGUCAUUGUUGAUGAUAGGCACUGGCAUGCUGUCUUGCCUCUCCCCCGCCGCCGUUUUGACAGGGGCCUCUGACCGCGUCGGGAGGGGGCCCGUUUGGCCUUUCGCGCGCUUGCGAGGGAGAAUUAUUCACUGCGUGGAGCUCCCCAUAGGUGCAUCUAUUCGCAUGUGCCUGUCCGCCGUGAAUGUCUAGGCGCAAGGGCUUUUGAAUGUACGCGGACUUCAGUUGUGACGGUCUGGACAUGCAUCUAAUUGCGAAUGGCUUGGAGCGUGAAUGAGCCUUA
Messenger RNA from Prorocentrum cordatum, 1039 nucleotides. The record is from the annotation of a GenBank genome assembly. NCBI's taxonomy places the organism in Eukaryota, Dinophyceae, Prorocentrales, Prorocentraceae.